AGUAUCGAUUAUCAAUCGAUUAUCGUGAUAGUCGCCUGCGUCUGUGUAAAUUUACUCAUAUUUGAAAGACAUAUUUGAAGUAAAUUUAUAAUUCAACUACAUUACAUAAAUACAAUUCCAUCGAUGAAGACUUGUUCUGCCAGCAAUCUAUAAAUUGUUUUUCUGUUUGCCAUAUCAAACUGCUUAAGUGAAAUUAAAAUCGUGAAAAUGUCGGCAUUACUAAAUAUUUUAUGGAAAAAAGAUUCAUCAAAUCCAAGUUUAUACGUAGAUAUUUUUGCAAUCAAAGGCCAUGAAAUUGUGUUGAAAAACCAUCACUAUACUGUACUUCAGUCCCAAAGAGAUAAUAAUCAAGCAAAAUGGCAUCGUGAACGAGGCAAAGUAUUCUACACGAAGCGAAAAUAUUUUGAAGCAAUAGAAGAAUAUAACAUGUGUUUAGCAUUCGCAGAAAUCGGUACCGAAGAAAUGGGAUUGGCACUUGCAAACCGUUCAUCGUGUUAUAUGCGGCUAAAUAUGCCUUUGAAUUGCUUGACUGACAUUAAUCUUGCCAAACAAUCAAACUAUCCUGCACACCUUAUGCCGAAACUUAAUGCUCGUUAUAAUUCAAAUUGCUUCCGUUUGAUAAAUGAAAGAUUUCAACCAGCUAUAUUUACUAUUCGAGAACCACUAUGGAGUUUUAAACUACAUGAAAAAUUCUCCGGAGUGGCAGAUUGUUUGAAAAUCGAAAGAAAUUUUGUGUACGGACGUCACGUCAUCACAAAGUGUGACCUUGAAAUUGGUCAAAUAGUUCUACGCGAAAAGCCAUUUUCAAUUGUUCCAAAUCAUUCGUAUGAAGGUCGCAAAAAUCGGUGUGCGCAUUGCUUAGAAAAGUUCAAAAAUUUCAUCACAUGCGAAAAGUGCAGCAAUAACUUUUGUUCCGGUGAAGAAUGCAUCAUAGCCAAAUGACGCCUAUUGAUUCAAU
Molecule: messenger RNA, 958 nt
Organism: Contarinia nasturtii (swede midge)
Lineage: Eukaryota; Metazoa; Arthropoda; Insecta; Diptera; Cecidomyiidae
Exons: 2
Coding region: 208-942 (244 amino acids)
Molecular function (GO): protein binding
Source: RefSeq, a predicted model, not a curated record